AUGCGCACUUGGCUGGAGCCCAUCUCAGGGACCGUGUCCUUCCCAGGCUUUGCAGCAAGCAGCAGGCACUACGGACUCAAGCCUGACGCCUUCCCCAGCAGGAGGGAGUGUGGCCCCAACGAUGGCCGCAGCUAUCCGGAUUACAUGUAUGGAUCCCCUGGCGAUCUCAGAGACAGGCCACCUCUACACACCAUUCCUUCCCCGGAAUCUGAGGCCAUCCUUUCCAGCAAACACAAAGAAGACAAGUCUGAAUUGGACCCCAAUAACCCAGUGGCAAAUUGGAUUCAUGCUCGCUCCACGAGGAAGAAAAGGUGUCCUUAUACAAAGUACCAGACUUUGGAACUAGAAAAGGAGUUUUUAUUUAAUAUGUACCUAACCAGGGACCGGCGUUAUGAAGUCGCCAGGGUUCUGAAUCUUACUGAACGCCAGGUUAAAAUUUGGUUUCAAAACAGAAGGAUGAAAAUGAAGAAAAUGAACAAGGAAAAAACCGACAAAGAGCAGCCCUAG
Staurois parvus is the source of this 507-nucleotide messenger RNA. The record is from the annotation of a GenBank genome assembly. Lineage: Eukaryota; Metazoa; Chordata; Amphibia; Anura; Ranidae.